AUGAGCAGGAAACUGAAAGAGUCUCUAAAAUCAGGUCCGGAGCUCGGGGACGUGGGAAGCUCUCCAAGAUCUAAAUCACAAAGUCUUAGGCGUAGGGUUUCUUCAGGCCGCCUCCGGCAAGCAAGACUUUCUAACUCAGGAGACCCUGCGUCGCAUCCUAAGUUACCUGAACAGCUGGAUAGUCUCCCCAAAGAAGAGGUGAAUGCUUUGGAUCUGAAUAAUGAGCCAAUAGCUUCGCAACAAAAUCAUGAUCACGAAGACUUCACAUGUGAUGGCCCGAAAGUCAUGGAUAUGCGGGAUGCACCGACAGAGCCAAGAAAACCGAUGUUGGACUCGAAUUGUACGAUUGACAAUCAUGCAAAAACUGAUACUUGUCCUAAGCUUGAGACUAUCGAUUUACCAAUUGCGAUUCUGAGCGAGACUAGAAUUGGCAGCAGCCCAUUAGCCGAUGGGACAAGAGAAGCCGAAACCAAUUCGAUUGAAGUGUUCCCAUCGGCUACCCCGACGAGCGACACUGAACACUCGAGAGGGCCCCAAGAAGAAGAGCAAAAAACUGUUUUAGGCCUUGGUAAAUAUUCGGGUGGCUUUGUGGAUGAUGAUUUUGUGCUACAUCCAAACGACAAAUUUGAGUUGACAUCCAUAUUAGUUCCCACCUCAAAGCUUGCAGAGUCAAAUAACGGGAAAGAGGCCUCAACUGAGAAAUUCGAGAAUGAAUAUCCUGGAAUAGAGAAGCUUACUGAAAGUAAGUCAACUAACGAGAGCGAAGCAAUCAAUAUUGAGAGUGCUAAGCAGGAGAUAGCCACCGCUGUGAAAGACCCAAUCCGCAAUUCUGAUCCAGGAUGUUCUGAUGUUGGCUUAGCUGGGCCCGUCGAAAGUCGUGCCGAGUUAGAUAAAGAACCGACUGGACCAAAUGAGAAUUCAUCUAGACCAAUUGAACCAGUGGAAGGCACAAUUACGCCACCUAGUUUUUCAAAUGUGCCCCAGGAACCUGUUCACAAUGAUGUAAUUGCAGAUCGAUGCGACUCCCGAAGCUACUCCUUGCAAGGUUCUAUUAUGGCUAGUUACCAUGAUGAACCAAAGAAUUCGAAGAUCCCUGAUUCACCAGAUUCAACUUCUACAGUUGUACAUCAUCCUCUCACCGUGUCGGAUAGGUGUUCAGAAUUGAAUAAAAAAGACAGGCAAGUGCCAAAGCUGAAAACAGUGAACGUCACCAAUAAUCCCUUUUAUGUUCCAACUAUGGGUGCUCGAUCUGACAUGACAGACAGGAGACGCAAUCACUCCUCUGGUAAUAAUCAGGGUCAGAAAGGUCUGCAACAGGCUGAUCUUGAACUUCAUGACGCUCUCACCAAUUUUGGCGCAUCAUACAUGACUCAGUAUAGAACACCAGCUCCUUCACUUGAUAUGAAGUCAGUUGACUGGGAUGCUAUGAGUGGUAUAUCUUUUACUGGCUCAAGGGCUAUGAUUGACACACAAUCUCAGCAUUACCCGUCUUACUCUUACCCAGUUCUUGACCCGCGUGAUCAUCGUGCGGUAAAUCACUAUGAAGGAUGCGUUCCCCUCGGCGAUGAUCCGUACAGAGCAGAGCAGAUACCAGCAAAAAGCUUUAGUUCCAGCAGUAGGUACUCUAGUGGGGUCAAGAAAGAAGAAUCUGAUGAGUUUCAUGAUGAGAAUCAACCGCCUUUCCUCUUCGAUCCGAACAAGGUGGAAGAUUUUAAUGGUGGAGACCCAUCGAAGAAACGUGGCGGUGGAACCAAAGGUAGAACUUGGAACCGUCAAGAAUAUAGUGAUAGAGAUCGGCAACAGUUUUUUGAUUUGUGGUUGUCUACUGUGCCACGGAAUGCAAAGGCAGCAGCCGAAGCUCUAGGAAUCAGGUACACUACUGCGUCGAAUUGGAUUAAGCAGUUUCGCGACAAUGGGCAGGAAGAAAUACCCAUGGGUGGAAUACUUGGCAGGCCGUAUGCUAACCCAUUGACUGAAGAGCAUGAAACGCAUAUCAUUUCCUUCUAUAAAAGAAUUACUCAAGAGAAAAGGGCCAUGAAACUUGAUGAAUUGCUCGAUGAGUUGACAACCCAGUUUGAGGAUCUUAAGCUUUCCAAGACAGGCUUGAGAAAACAUUUGAAUGAUAUGAAUUUCAAGUAUCAACGCUUGAGCAAGCAUGCUGAAAAUCGAAACUCUCCGGCAACCAUAGCCUACAGGCAGAAGUGGAUUGACUAUUUGGAUCAGUCCGGUGCAAACUAUACACGUAAUUGUGUGUUUAUUGAUGAAGCUGGAUUUGAUGAAAAUAUGAAGGACAAUUUCGGCUGGGCUUUCAAGGGUUCCCAUCCUGUUGUUGACAUUAAGAACAAUGCACCGGCAUUUACGUUAUUUGGCGCAAUCUCACACGAGGGAAUAGUUGAUGUCCAAGUGAAAUAUCCAAAGAACUCCAAAGCCUGGCACGAAUGUGUCAUGCAAUGGGAACACCACAUUAAUACGGAUAAACCAAAUGAUCCAGAACCAGGUUGUGCCGAGGAAAAUGCAGGCAGCUCCCAAAAAUCUCCUAGUAAAGCAAGUAAAGGCAGGCCUCCAAGAAAUACUAAGGCAUCCAGAGCUCGGGCGGCAGACAAAGCGAAGAGAAUGACCAUGGCAGGGAACAAAGAACUGGAUACAUCCUUACCUGGAAGUUCCAAAGAUCACUUCAUGUAUUUCUUAUGGUCAUUGAUGGAUAGGUUGCGCCAUAACUCAACGUUCAAUCAACGGUGUUUUUUCAUUCUGGAUAAUGCCCGGAUUCACAAAGGAGGUGAGAUCACAGAUAUGAUCAAAAUGGCCAACCAGAAGUAUGAUACAGGAUUUGAAGUGCUUUAUUUACCGCCCUACUCUCCGGAGCUGAAUCCAAUCGAGAAUAUUUGGUCGAUGAUGAAGAGAAACUUUGCAGACACAAGACGGAGCAAACUGGUGGAUCGAUUGGCUUGCUCACAAAAUGGAAUCACUCCUGAAAUUGUUGCAAAGACGGUGAAGCAUGCUACAAAGUAUUUUGAUCACUGUCGUCAGGGUAUUCCUCUUAAGAACUUGCAUUAG
Molecule: messenger RNA, 3054 nt
Organism: Ogataea parapolymorpha DL-1
Lineage: Eukaryota; Fungi; Ascomycota; Pichiomycetes; Pichiales; Pichiaceae
Exons: 1
Coding region: 1-3054 (1017 amino acids)
Molecular function (GO): nucleic acid binding
Source: RefSeq, a predicted model, not a curated record